AUGUCAUCAUCAACGUUCAUCCAACGUUGGACAUCCGUGAACGAUUUGACGACGACGACGAAUAGUAACAAUAACAAACAGUCAACCCCUUUUUUUCUGCGACCCCAAUCUGUACCAUCAUCUUCAUCAUUAUUAUCAACUUUACAACUUUCACAAUCAUCAUUAUCACUAGUCGAAUCAUCACCAAUUCAUUUAGAAAUUCAAUGUCAACUAUUUAAAAAUCGUGUACUUUCAUCUCGGGUUGCUAAUAUAAUUCGUCAAUUUGAAUCACAAGCUGCUUCAUCAUCAAUGAAUAAUCAUACAAAAGUAUCUUCUCCAAUUCGCAGCGUUUUUGUUAAACAAUGGGAAGGUACAAGAAAAAAUGGAAAUUCUCCACGAACUCCACCAAUUGUCGUUGUUGAUACUUCUUCUCCUAUUCCAUUUACUUCAAAAAAGAAUAAUAAUCAUAAUCAUAAUCAUAAUCAUAAUCAUAAUAAACCUCAACCAAUUAUUAUCUGUGAAAAAAUAGCUAAUCAUAAUAGACCUAUUCCACCACCUGUUAGUCCAAAAACUCCUUUAACAAAAACAUGGUCUCAACUUAAACAAAUAUCUCAACAACAAAAACAACAGGUCGAAAUUAUUGAAACUGAUACUAAUUCUACAGUACAUAGAAUGGUUGCUGUGAUUAAUAAUGCUAAUAAAGAAUCUGUAACAUUAUCACGUUCAAGUACAAGUGCAACAACAGAUUCAACUUGUUCAUCAUCAUAUUCAUCAUCAUCGAAUGCACCAUCACCUCCUGGUUUUGCUCGUCCAACAAUAGCUUCAACUCAAAAACAACGUCAAUUUAUUUCUAAUACAAAUACUUUUAAACGAGCUAAUUCACCUUUUCCACCAGUUACUACAUUUACUCGUACAAUUUCUUCAACACCAUCAACUAUUGUACCAUUAUGUUCAAUCAAUGAAGAUUUUGAACAACAUCAACAACAAAUACAAACAUCUACAUUAACAAAUCGUUUUUGUUCAUCUGAUGUUAAUUUAAUUGAUCAAUAUCGUCAAAUAUCAACUUCGGAAAAAAUUUUAUCAGAAACAAAUUUAUUACAAAAUUCAAUAACAGAAAUCAUAACUAUAAAUACAAAUCUACCAUUAAAAUACAAAAGAGAUUCACUUAUUCGACUUUACGGGCCCGAUGUACUGCAACAACGUGGUCAUCAUACAUUUCAUGAUGUUGUAUUAGAAGAUGAUGUCGAUCCACCAUUUUCACCACGUAUUGUAACAAUAAAAAAAAAUAAAUCAGUUACAGAUGAAUAUGAACUUAUGGAAAUUCUUGGAAGAGGAAAAUUUGGUGAAGUUAAAAAAUGUCGUGAAAGAUCAACUCAACAUUUAUUAGCAGCAAAAUUUAUUCAACUAAAUAAAGAACAAGAUCGUAUUGAAGCAUUAAAUGAAAUUGAAAUAAUGAAAGCACUUCAACAUCCACGUCUUCUACAACUUUAUGAUGCUUUUGAAACAAAAGGAAAUAUUUGUCUUAUUAUGGAAUUAAUUAGUGGUGGAGAAUUAUUUGAACGUGUUAUUGAUGAUGGUUUUAUAUUAACUGAACGUCUUUGUGAAUUAUAUAUGAUGCAAAUAUGUGAAGGUGUUAGUUUUAUGCAUUCAUGUAAUAUAGUUCAUCUUGAUAUGAAGCCGGAAAAUAUUUUAUGUGUUAAUCGAGGUGGUCAUAGAAUAAAAAUUAUUGAUUUUGGUCUUGCAAGAAAAUUUGAUCCAAGUAAACAAUUAAAAGUUUUAUUUGGUACACCUGAAUUUGUUGCACCAGAAGUUAUUAAUUUUGAUAGAGUUGGAUUUGGUACAGAUAUGUGGUCUGUUGGAGUUAUUUGUUAUGUUUUAUUAUCAGGUUUAAGUCCAUUUAUGGGUGAAAGCGAUAAUGAUACAUAUGCUAAUAUAAAUCGAGCUAGUUAUGAUUUUGAUGAUGAAUCAUUUACAGAUAUAUCAAAAGAUGCAAAAGAUUUUAUUUCAAAAUUACUCGUCAAAGAUAAAGAUAAACGCCUUUCAGCAAGACAAUGUCUUGCUCAUCCAUGGUUAAUUCGUCGACCAAAAUUAAUAAGUGUCCCAAGCGAGGAAGAACUAGCUGAAAAGCAACUAUCUACCAAAAAACUACGUAGAUUUGUUAUAAGACGACGUUGGCAGAAAGCAGUUAAUGCUUUAUUAGCAUUGCAACGUAUGGGAAUGACGUUGUAA
This is a messenger RNA of Rotaria sordida, 2208 nucleotides long. The record is from the annotation of a GenBank genome assembly. NCBI's taxonomy places the organism in Eukaryota, Metazoa, Rotifera, Eurotatoria, Philodinida, Philodinidae.